AGAGAGAGAGAGAGAGAGAGAGUGUGUGUGUGUGUGUGUGUUCAAGCAAAAGGAAGAGGGAUUGAAGCGAGCACGCUUCGAUCGUUCGGGACAUUUCAGGCAACAAAAUGAAGCUGGUUUGCGUGCAUCCUACAUGGUAUCACUGAGAAUUGCACAAGAAAAGAAACCUCACAACAUUGCAGAAAAGUUGAUAGUUCCUUGCUGCAAAGAUAUAAUACGUUGUGUUAUUGGUUGUGAUGCUGAGCAGAAGGUCACAUCAGUACCUCUCUCAAAUGAUACUGUUCAUCGACGAAUAGUAGAUAUGUCUGAGGAUGUCAAACAACAAGUAAUUGCUGAAUUAAAGGAAGCCUCUUUAGGAAAAUUUGCAAUCCAGCUUGACGAGUCGACUGACGUGGCUGCUUGUGCACAACUCCUGGUGUUUGUGCGAUACGUCACUGGUCAAGAUUUCAAGGAAGAGUUUUUGUUCUGUCAUACCUUGAAUACGACUACUAGAGGUGAAGACAUUUUCAAUGAAGUCUCAUUGUUUUUUGAGAAAGAAGGACUGUCUUGGAAUAAUGUAUGUGCAUGCACAACUGACGGAGCACCAGCAAUGCUUGGUCGUCGAUCAGGAUUUCGAGGAAGAGUGAAUCAGGUGAAUCCUGAAACCAAGCAUCUUCAUUGCAUGCUUCAUAGAUAUGCCCUGGCAUCCAAAACUCUCCCACCUGAUUUAAAAUUAGUCCUGGAUGAUGUUGUGCACAUGGUAAAUGCCAUCAAGUCAAGCGCCCUAAAUACAAGACUGUUUUCCCCUUCUGUGCCAAGAGUUUGGAAGUGA
Molecule: messenger RNA, 811 nt
Organism: Portunus trituberculatus (swimming crab)
Lineage: Eukaryota; Metazoa; Arthropoda; Malacostraca; Decapoda; Portunidae
Product: protein ZBED8-like
Exons: 1
Coding region: 134-811 (225 amino acids)
Source: RefSeq, a predicted model, not a curated record